This is a messenger RNA of Ziziphus jujuba (common jujube), 3282 nucleotides long. RefSeq lists its product as uncharacterized. The record is from RefSeq and is a predicted model, not a curated record. Lineage: Eukaryota; Viridiplantae; Streptophyta; Magnoliopsida; Rosales; Rhamnaceae.
GAACUCGGCUAAUCUUGUAAGAGCUUGUUUGCUUGAUUUGUUGGAAAUUCAUUCAAUUCUCUGAAUGGUUGCCGAAGAGAUUAAAGAUGGAAAAGGGAAAAACAAGAAAAAAAGAAAAAAAAUGGGAAGUUUCUUUUCAUGUUGUUUUAAUGUGUUACUUAGGCCAUGGUUGAGAUAAAUUUAUUAGAAGAUUUGGAUGUGAAGGGACUUACCAUGAUCUUUUCCUCUACUCUGGCCAUUGGCAGUUCCAUUGUUUCAAUUGGCAAACUCUGAAUUAUAAAGGGAAUUUAGCAGUAUUUUCUAGGUUGCAAUCAUGGAGGAAAGGAAACUCAACUUUAAUGCUCGACUUCUGUCUGUGAGGCGAUUUGCUACAAUAUCAGUGCCCACGGAAAAAGAGAGUGGGAAGAUAAUUGAAAACUCCCCUCCCACCACAGAACAUGUUCUUUCUCCUCAUGAAUCAUACUUUAAUAUGGAUCAGGUAACAGAGCCUGCUGCACUAGUUCCUUUUCAUUGGGAGCAGAUUCCUGGAAAAGCAAAGGAUGGCAAGAAAGCUGGACCUCAGCGUUUGAAGGAGGAGCCUUCUAUUACUCCUAGGCUUCCUCCCGGAAAAGUUUUGAAUGCCAUGAAACAAUCUUCAGGCAUGGAUUCUGCAUACCAAAAUGGCACUAGGCCCCGAAUUAAAGCAUAUUCUUUCAAUGACGAAUUGAUGGAAUCGAAGUGCUCAAAAGAAGGACCAAAUCAGAGAGGGGGAUUGGGAAUGGAGGACGACAAUGACAUUUAUUCUGAUGCACUUGAGACGCUGUCUUCUAACGAGUCUGUUUCCUUGAACUGCAGUGCAAGUGGUCUGAGUGGAUAUGAUGGUACAGAUGUGAAACAAUCUGGAACUUUCUCUACAGAUUCACAAACUCGAGACUUCAUGAUGAGGCGCUUCUUACCUGCAGCCAAGGCAAUGGUAUUGGAUUCACCGCAUUAUGCUACUGCAAGGAGGCAACCCAUGGCGCCUGAACAACCUAGAGAAAUCAAAAAGAUGGUCAAUGAGGAUAAAACAUCUGUACAUAAUGAAAUAGAUUCUAAUGUGGUGCCACAGUUUGGACAGCAUCAAGAGGAAGAAGAAAGUGAAGAUGAAGUUUCUGAAUAUGAUGAAUCCCCAAAUAUUUCAGCCAAAGGUUGUGGGUUAUUUCCUCGGUUGCGCCUUAGUAAUUCAUUGUGCCUCUUAAAUCCAGUGCCAGGGAUGAAAGUUAGAACCCGGGCUCACACGCCUCCCACCCAUGAGGUUGCAAGAGCAGGCAGAAAGACUAAUAAGCAAUCCGAGUAUAAAACUGUCAACAAGCAUGCUCUUGAUGUGGCCUAUAAGCAAAAAUCAGACCGGGGAUUUCGAUCAGCUGAGCUGCAGGCAGUCAAGAGCAAGGGGACAGAUGAAUCCAGACGGUUUGCCUACUCAGGUGAGCUGCAAAAAGGUAGAUCACCUCCCUUCCUACAACCAAGGAGUGCUGGUGUAUCUCCUUUCCGGAAUGCUGCAUGUCAGUCUCCCUUUCGUGGACAGUCAGACCGUGGAAUUCGAUCAGGUGAGCUGCAGGUGGUCAAGAACAGGUUGGUUGCUGAGUCGAGUCGGUUUGCAUACUCAGGUGAGCUGCCAAAAGGUAGGAUAUCUCCCUUCCGACAGCCACGAAGCGGUGGUAUAUCACCCUUCAGGAACGAAGCACAUGAGUCUCCUUUUCGUGGAGAAUCAGACCGUGGAGUCCUGUCAGCUGAGUUGCAGGCGGUCAAGAGCAAGUUGUCUUGUGAAUCCAGUCGGUUUACAUUCUCGGGUGACCUGCAAAACGGUAGGACAUCUCCCUUCCGACAGUCCCGAAGUGGUGGAAUAUCUCCCUACAGGAAUGAAGCCCGUCAGUCUCCCUUCCGUGAAGUGGGGCUUCUUGGAAUUCCAAAGGAAGGGAACAUCAAAACCAGUAGUAGGACCAAUCUGUAUAGCAGAAGCAGUAACAAGUUUCAGGAUGUACAAAAAAAUAAACAGGGCCAUUUUCGAGUCCCUGCCAUUGAGAAGACAGUGUAUGUAGAUACUGUGAACAAUAACAUUGCUGAGAGAUCAUAUCCAAAUUCAGGUUCCAUAGCUUCCAAAGGACCAAUGGACUCUGCUAGUGAGGAAUUUGAGAAAUUUUUAGAGCAGAGGGGUAUUGAAGAAACUUCUACUUCAGAAUCUUUAUUUCAAGAAGUUAAGUGUCCAAAUAUUGUGGGAAGAGAGAGCAUUUUGGAACCUCAAGUCUUUCACUCUGUUGAUGACAAACAAUCCAGACUUUCUGAAAUAUCACAUUUCAAAGCCCAAGCUGUCAUGGAGGCCUCUCGAUUAGGAAUUGGUCGAGAAAUUAAAUCCUUGGAUUUGCCAAAAUUAUUAACUGCUAAUGGAAAUGCAGACAUUAAUACUGGUCAGAUUGUAAAGGCAGAUGUAGAAGAUAUUAAUACCAGUUUUGUAACUUCUCCUCUUCCUCCACCUUUACCAAAAUCACCUUCCGAGUCUUGGCUUUGGCGUACCCUCCCUUCAGUUUCUAUGAAGAAUCCAAUUUCACACAUGAAUCUUGGUCUUCUUACUAAAAAGACGGAGUCCAAGACGUCGUCCACUAACACCAAGUGGGAAACAAUUGUAAAGACUUCUAAAUUGAAUCACGAUCAUGCGCGUUAUUCUGAGGAAUUAAUUGGUCAUAUUUCUCAGCAAUCCAAAACUUAGAAAUGCCAAGAAUGUCGACAACCAAUGAUUCACACAGACUUUGUUUCAGAAGUUUUGUUUUCAUUUAUUCAAAGAUUGUUGUGAUAUACAUGGGGACAAUCCAUUCUUUUGUGGACGUUGUUUCUCUUUCUCAAGAAACAUUACGUGAGUGGUUUUGGUGUGUUCAUUUCUUGUUUUCUGCUGGCUACAACUGAUUUCUUCUUCUAGAAUAAUAUAGCAUUGAGGGGGAAAAAAAAGUCGGCUUCAAAAAUUUCUUCAAGAAGGAAAUGAUCUGAAACUCUAGUGUGUGGCUUCCUAUAACGUUUGUACUGUCUAGAAAUCAAUAGCAUUCUUUUUCUUAAAGAUUCUGAUCAUUGGAAAUAUAGUUUCCUUGACAAAAAAUACAUGAUUGGGCAUGUAAAACCGUAUAGACAUCAUGCUUGUAUUCCGUUAUGAUUUUGCCUUUAGGAAGAUCAACAUUUUCUCAAAUUGCCAUUUGAGUUGUCGCAGAAUAUAUUCUGAGGCAGGGGUGUAAAAGAGCCAAUUCAAUACAGAAUGAAAGGGUAUUUACACAUUUACAA